This is a messenger RNA of Nilaparvata lugens (brown planthopper), 2548 nucleotides long. Its product is annotated as protein GPR107. Gene Ontology annotation, biological process: transport. Bases 77 to 1774 code for a protein of 565 amino acids. The transcript is spliced from 13 exons. Lineage: Eukaryota; Metazoa; Arthropoda; Insecta; Hemiptera; Delphacidae. Gene Ontology annotation, cellular component: Golgi apparatus; membrane. The record is from RefSeq and is a predicted model, not a curated record.
CAACGAUGUGUCAAUUUUCUUCAAUGUUCAAUUUCAAUUUAGUUUAGUUAAAAAUUCUAUUUCAAAGAGUAAUAGAAUGGCGAGUUUCAGGUCUUUAUUGAUUAUUUGUAGUUUAUUUCUUUUGAUUUCUUUAACUAAUUGUAGGAUACAUAAUUUGGAAAUAAGGAACGACAACAGACGAUUCAUUCCCUUGAGCACUUUUGGGUUCUAUGUUGAUGGAAGUUUGAGCAUCAAUUUGAAGGAGUUUCAUGUGGAACCAUGGGAUGAUAAUGAUCUGUUUGGAUUUAGUCUGGAUCGAACACUGAAUGAUGCGAUGAGUCCCUACUUGGAUACCCAUCAAGAGCGAUGUCUCCUUGAGCAAGCAAUGGUACCAACAUCCAAUGUUGCAUUCACUUACUUCAUUCUGGAUCUCAAGCGUAACGUCUUGAAAAUCAAUUGCAGUUCUGAACUGAAGAACUUACAGAUCACAAAUCGAACUGGUUCGUUCAUGCGUCAAAAACGAGAUGAUGCCACCAUGAAAAAAUUCAGCGAUGCCAAUCUGCUUGGAUACUCCAAAAAGAGAAGUCCUGAUUCUAUGCCGGUUGAACCAGACUCAACAGCGGACGCAGAAAACAGUGUGGGUUUUGUUCAGAACACACCAUGUGUCAACAGCCAAUUCCCUCUGAAAGUGGAAAAAAGAGACAAUAAACUCUACUACUCAUCAGAUUUCUCCAUAAAAAUUGUAACACCAAAUGAAGAAGGUCUUUACAAUCUGUACUUCCAUAACUGCCAUAACUAUAAAAACGAAAGGUCGAUGGUCUCUGUUGAUUUUAUGGUUCACAUAACCGAAGUUAAUCGUGGCAACAACUACUUGUCAGCUGGUGAGAUGCCUCUUCCAACCCUCUAUUUCAUGACAUCUAUGUUGUUCUGUAUGUCCGGCAUUUUCUGGGUUAUGAUUCUCAAGAAAAGCAAACAUCCUGUCUUCAAAAUCCAUUACUUGAUGGCUGUGCUGGUCUUCUUGAAAUCGCUCUCAUUGCUCUUCCAUGCAAUCAACUACCAUUUCAUUGAAACAAAGGGAGAGCAUGUCGCAACCUGGGCAAUCCUCUAUUACAUCACACACUUAUUGAAAGGAUCUGUACUAUUUAUAACAAUAGUCCUUAUUGGAACUGGUUGGACAUUCAUAAAGCAUCUUCUAUCGGAGAAAGACAAAAAGAUAUUCAUGAUUGUGAUUCCAUUGCAGGUACUAGCAAAUGUUGCCAACAUUAUAAUUGAGGAAUCUGAAGAAGGUGAUAUUGAACAUAAGACAUGGAUUGAUGUUCUGAUGCUGGUAGACCUGCUGUGUUGUGGAGCCAUACUCUUCCCUGUUGUUUGGUCUAUCAGACAUUUGCAAGAAGCAUCACACACGGAUGGAAAAGCAGCCGUCAGUCUGCGAAAGUUGAAACUCUUCCGUCACUUCUACAUCAUGAUUGUCUGCUACAUCUACUUCACACGAAUCAUAAUUUAUUUGCUUCAGCUGACUGUUUCGUUUCAAUACGAAUGGCUGGACGAAAUGUUCCGGGAAAUGGUGACCUAUAUCUUCUUUGUAAUGACUGGCUAUAAGUUCAGACCAGCAUCAGCCAAUCCAUAUUUUCAAGUGAAUUCUGAAGAUGAAGACGAGGAACUCGAUGUUGUAUUGAGUCAAUGCGGAGUCACUGAAGGCCUGAGCAAGUUGUCAAGGAUAGCCUCAGAGGCGGCAGAGGAUGAGAGAGACAAUCUACUGGUGACAAAGAGGGAGAGCAGUCACGAGUACGACUGAAAGGUUCCUCAUUCUCAGUGACUGCUCCGUGCAACAUUCGAAUUUUGUGAUAAUGAAUUGAUAGGUGUGUGAAUUGUAUGUCGUCCUUCCACUUCAUUAGGGAUCACUUACUAUCAUCUGUAUGCUUUUGUAUUUAUUUGUAAAUAUUUGUAGUGUGUGAUGAGUGUGAUUAAAAACUGUGGGAUUUUUACAAUUUCCUCUUAACUGAUUUAAGCUGUAACACUCAUGACACAACAGUGACAGUGAACAUAUAAUUCUAAUAAGUUGUAAUGGGCUUAUUCAUUUCUCGUUAGGCUGGACUAAAUGAUAAUAGUCCAAUUAUAAUUUGUGGAAUUUUAUUUUUACUGUUCACUGUCACUAGUGUGUGGGAAUCCAGCUUUAUUAUUCUUGAACUUUCUCGAAAUUCGCGUCAGUUUUGAUCGCAAUUCAGUGGAAUCAGCUGUUAUUUAUUAAGUUGACGAUUAAUUUCUAAUGAUAAAAUUGAAGUAAAAGCGUCUCUUGUGAAACCAACUACUUUGAAAAAUUCAUAUUCUAGUAAAAUUAAAAUCUUUAUGUCUUUUACUUCAUUUGUCAAGUUUAUUAGGCUGAAAAGCAUUUUUCUGAUAAAACGAAGUCCUUUAUUUAGGAUUCAGAUUCUUAUUAUGGUAGACAAUCCUAUCAUUAUUCAAGGCUUUCAAACUCUAGUGAUUAUUGUAGGUACGUGAUAUGUGAUUAUUCACUUUUUCAAUUACAAUUUAGAAUUUAAUGUUGUAGAGGUAGAUUCUCUAAUUCAAU